Molecule: messenger RNA, 876 nt
Organism: Trichoderma asperellum CBS 433.97
Lineage: Eukaryota; Fungi; Ascomycota; Sordariomycetes; Hypocreales; Hypocreaceae
Source: RefSeq, a predicted model, not a curated record
AUGGCUGCUUCUUUCAGCUUGGACGAAAAGCGAUUUGUUCUCGCAGAGAUGAUCAAAUGCAGCUCAGUUGAUGUCGACAUGUUGAUACGAUUUGUCGAGUCAAAUGUGUCCGACCCCAACUGGAUGAUUAUGCAAAUCCCGCCAGGUCGCAAUCUGGAACAGUGCAUGCAAGUCGCGAAUCGGUCGCCGACAGCCCCAAACCAUAGAUCCGCAAUGUCUCAAAACGACCAUCUGGCCAACAGCGGUAUGAAUCAUUCAAGACAGUUUGCGCCGAGAACAAGUCCUGGUGGCCAAACUCCUGGGGUUAUGCCAAUGUCGCCCGUCAAUAUGGCUCCGUGGCCACCAGCGGAUGGUGCUGAGGACAGACGUGCACCGCCCUACGAAGCUCCAAAUGCCCCUGCUCCUAGAAAGAGAGGACGUCCUUCACGAGUAGACAGAAACACAGCUGUGCCUCCUCGUCUUGCCAACAUCGCCCCCAGACCUCCUCAGUCCGUUCCGGGCUCUAACACACCUCGGCCUAUUCUCCCGGCUAUUCAGCGCCAAGCUGAUACUCGAAGCUCUCAGCCGCCACCUCCAGCGCAGGUCCCACUAAUGCUCGACUCUCCACCGAGUAAGAAAAAAAGAAAGACGAGCGCAGGUGCAGUUUUGGUUUCCACCCCGCCUCCUCCUCCUUCUGUUACCACACCUCCUGCGUCGGUGGAUCACGAGAAACGACCACGAGAGUCGAGCGAGGCAAAUUCCACAAAUGGACGUGAGAAUAUACGUGAGAUGGGACAAAUACAGUCUCCUCGCCCAAUGCCGCUUGAACCGGAGCCACGACAUCAUCCCUCCCUCAUGCCCGUAGCCUCCGCGGCACCAUCUCAAAUCAAAGCUUAA